Octopus bimaculoides (California two-spot octopus) is the source of this 4844-nucleotide messenger RNA. Its product is annotated as SPRY domain-containing SOCS box protein 1. Gene Ontology annotation, molecular function: protein binding. NCBI's taxonomy places the organism in Eukaryota, Metazoa, Mollusca, Cephalopoda, Octopoda, Octopodidae. Gene Ontology annotation, cellular component: SCF ubiquitin ligase complex. The record is from RefSeq and is a predicted model, not a curated record. Gene Ontology annotation, biological process: proteasome-mediated ubiquitin-dependent protein catabolic process; intracellular signal transduction.
AUAUACACAUAACAAAUAUAUACACACAUAUAUAUACAUAUAUAAUAUUUAAAUAUUUAUAUAUGCAAACACAAUUGUUUCACAAAUGAAAUUAUUUACCAAAAGGAAAGAAAAUAAUCACAAAAAUAAAGCUGCCAAAGAAAUUGAAGAAUCAAAUAUUCAAAAUAUAUAUAAGCAAACAAAAACAAGGAAUCUACAUUAAUUGAAAGGAAAUUAAGGCAGUAAAAAUAUAAUGAAUACUAAUAGUAAUAUAAUGAAUAAUAAUAAUGAUAUUAAUAAUGAUGAAGAAAACACUAAUAAUCUGUAAUCUACACCAUGGAUACUUUCGGUUAUCAAGUAGAAAGGAGUAAAUGAAGAAUUUGUUUCUACUGUAUGGAGUAGACUACAAUCUACGAGGAAUGAACACCCAGUCUUGGAGGGAAUAACAUCAGUUGUUGGUUGUUCUUUUGUUAUUAAUCUCCUGGACCAAAAUUUGGGUGUAAUGUACCCACCGGUGAAACAUCAGUACUGCAUUUUGUGAUCUCCUUGUAUUGCUUUGCAGAUUCAAAUGAUAUUUUCAACUUUGCAAUGUAUUUCGAUGAUGGUUCUGUUUGUGUUGGUUUAACUCUAACCUACUGCCAGACAACUUCACUGCUGCUCUUGCUGCUGCUGCUGCUGCCGGUCAGAGAAUUUACUCUGGACUAAUGAACAUGGGGCAGAAAGUGUCGGGUGGCCUAAAGACUAUAUCAAGAGAGCCAACAUAUAAAGUUCUGAACAAGGAACAGGCUUAUAAUCCAGAUUUUCAGAAGCCAAGUCGCCUGGACAUGUUGCUGGACAUGCCACCUGUACCAUUCGAAGUUCAAAUUUCUCAUGCUUGGAACGCGGACGAUAGAUCAUUAAACAUAUUCGUUAAGGAUGACGACAAAACUACAUUUCAUAGACAUCCUGUUGCUCAGAGUACAGACUGUAUCCGUGGGAAAGUUGGAUAUUCACGUGGCUUGCACGUCUGGGAAAUUGUUUGGAGUACACAACAGCGGGGAACACAUGCAGUUGUAGGUGUAGCGACACUAGAUGCACCGCUGCACUGUGUGGGAUACCAAUCUUUAGUCGGAAGUAACCAUGAGUCAUGGGGAUGGGACCUAGGACGCAACAAACUUUAUCAUGAUGUAAAGAAUAACCCUGGAGUGUCUUACCCUAAAUUGCCAAACUCCGAGGAAAAUUUCUAUGUACCGGACAAUUUUCUUGUUGUUUUAGACAUGGAUGAAGGUACAUUAAGCUUUGUUGUGGAUGGACAGUACCUAGGGGUGGCAUUCCGUGGCUUAAAAGGAAAGAAACUUUUUCCAAUUGUUAGUGCUGUAUGGGGACAUUGUGAAAUAACUAUACGCUACAUUGGAGGACUGGAUCCUGAGCCUUUACCUCUUAUGGAUAUCUGUCGACGGGUUAUUCGUCAACAACUCAACAAGAACAGACUGCAUGAAAUCCACAAGCUUCCACUUCCUCGAUCAUUGAAAAGUUAUCUACUUUAUCAGUCCUAGCUGAUUAUGGCUGGAAUACGGCUCUCACAGACGAUGUCAGCGAUGACGAUGACAACAGUGGCGUUAUCGUCAUCCUCCUCCUCCUUCUCCUCCUCGGAACUUAUCUCAUGUUCAUAUGUACAGCAUCAAAGUCUGGCUUUAAGCAUAUAGCCUAAAAUUAUCGCUCAACCUUGACAUCGGAAUCCAAUAAAAAACAAAUAAAACAAACAAAACAAAACAAAACUAUACAGCAUCUAUGUCCCAUUGAAGAAAAAGUCAGACAAAAACAAAAUGUUACCUUUUGUACCGAAAAUGCAUUUGGUAGCUUGGAUAUGUCUGGAGAGGUGCCAGAGAUUCAGUCCUCCUAGAACUUGGCUGGUUGUCUUUUUUUUUAAUUAAAAAUUUUUUUUUUUUUUUCGAUUUUUAUUUAAGGGUUAUUUGAUAAGAGCAGUCUAUUUUGAUAAGAGGAAACAGAUGAAAAAAACAAAAAAGAUUCCUAUCUCUUGGGGAUGAUCUGGGAAUCUGUCCAGUGUUGUUUUGGAAUGACAAAAUUUUAAAAAAACCCUCCCCCUCACCAUACCAUCUAAUAGUGAAAAUGCAAUGACAUUUUGAAAUGUGAAUGUCUCUUUGAAGAAAAAAGUAAAAGAUAAAAGAAAGAAAAACAAAAUUGGUUCAAUGUGUCUCGACUCUUCUCUCACUGUUUUUCAGUCACACACACACACACACACACACACACACACACACACACACACACACAGUUCAUACAUUGGAACGAUAUAUUGCAUUGUUACAUAUGCAUGCAUGUAUGUAUGUAUGUAUGCAUGCAUGCAUGUAUGUAUGUAUGUAUGUAUAGGUAUCUGUAUAUGUGUAGGUAUGUAUGUGUAUAUAUAUAUAUAUGUAUAUAUCUGUGUGUGUGUAUGUAUGUAUGUGUGUGUGUGUGUAUGUAUGUAUGUAUGUAUGUAUAUAUAUAUAUAUAUAAUGUCCUGCAGACAUCUACAGAAGCAGUACAUGGACACAUCAUCAGCUUUUAUAUCGUGGAGUUCCUGGGAGUUUUGGUCUUACAGCAUAAACCCUCAUUCAGACAAGGGUGUUACACACACACACACACACACACACACAUGACCUUUUAAAUAUUUUCCUGUAUAGAAAGUAUUAAAGAGUAUGUUAAUCAAGAAAUACUUAUAUAUAUUAUAUAUAUAUAUUUCUUAAGCUGGAACAGUCUGGGAGAGAUGUGUGAAGAAGAGCAAGUCAAAAGAAAACAAACAAAUAAACAAAAUAGAACGAGAGGGGAAUUUUCUUUUGUGUAUUAUCUUUUCUUUUUCUCUGUAAAGACACUGUGGCCAUUUAAUUAGGUAAAUCCUUGCUACAGUCUGAAGCCAAUGUUUUAAUGCUGCCUUCUUUUUUUUUUAUUUGCCAUCUAUCUCACCACCAUUCCAUAGUGUGUCUUUUAUGGUAUUGCCCUAGUAGUUGCUCACUCUUAUGACCGAUCCAAAGUGCAUUUAUAGGGUUUGUGUCUUUUUACUUCUUUUUUUUUUUUUUUUCAGAGGGGGAAAAGAACUGCAAUAAAGUCAAAUCUAUUGCUUAGUUAUCCUUUUUUUUAAAAUUUUAUUUAAUUGUUUGUUGAUUUUUUUUUUUUUUUUUUUUUUUUUUUUUUUUUUGUUUUUUUUUUGCCAUUAUAAAGUCAAAUUUCAUCAUCUGGGAAUGUCAAAAGUAUGUGUGAAUGCAUAAGUGUGUACAGAUUAUCUAUGGACAUUGCAUUAUGAAUUCUUGCUGAAAAGUUUCAUAAAAUUCUUAAGCAAAAUUGUUGCAUUCCUUAAAAUGUCUUCUCUUUCUCUCAAUAUAUAUGUGUAUAUAUGUAAGUAUAUAUGCGCGUGUGACACAUAUACUGCAUUUGAAGCUAUCAGUGUUAGCUCAUCAGUUUUGGUAUUUUUAUCUGUUUUACAUCUCUUCUAUCACCUGCCUCCAUCUUUAUUAUUAUUAUCAUUAUUAUUGUUAGCACACUGGGUGAAAUGCUUAGCGGUAUUUCGUCCAUCUUCACAUUCUCAGUUGAAAUUCCUCUGAGGUUGACUUUGCCUUUCAUCCUUUCAGAAUUGUUAAAAUAAGGUAUCAGUCAAGAACUGGGGUUGAUGCAGUUAACCUACCCCUUCCCUAAAAUUGCUGGCCUUUUGCGAAGCUUUAACAUCUUUUAAAGCAGCAUGCUAGUGGAAUCAUUAGUACACCAAAUGAAAUGUUUAGCAACAUUUCUUCUGAGUUUAAAUGCCAUUAAGGUUGACUUUGCCUUUCAUUCUUUUUGGAUCAAUGAAAUAAGUACAAGUUGAGCACUGGGGUUGAUGUACUUGAUUAGUCCCUCCCCACACAUUUCAGGCCUUGAACUUAUAGAAGAGAGAAUUAAUAUUAUUUCUAUUCAUCUAAAACUGUCUUAUCUGUUGCUGAAUUAUUUAUGUUUAAGUUUAUGUUCAAAUUAAGUCCUAAUUUAUUGCUUUUUCUAUCUUAAAUUCUAUUUUAAAUUAUCGAUGUUCAUCCUGUAAGAAUGUCCAUUGUCCAUUUUCCAAACUAUUUUGAAAAUAUUUUGUUAAACUUCUCAAAAUGUUUUUGCUUGUAUUAUGUUGGUUUUUAAAAACUGAAACGCAAUGUGUAUUUCAAUUUUUAAAAAAAAUAUUUUAUACGAUGUUGUUUUCAUUGUUGUGGCAGUCAUUUUAAAGUUUUUUUUGCUCCCCCUCAACGCUAUCAUUCUUUUCUUUUAUAUCUUAAUUUUCUGAUAUUUGUCAAGUUUUGGUAUUAACUAUCCUCGGUUUGGGAGGUUAAGAAGAAACUAAAGGGAAAGGGUUCGUAUCUUUGUGUUUUAAAAAUAUUUUUUUAACAAGAAAUGUCUUUAUUGAUAUUGAAAUAAUAUCAAAACACUCAGAAAUGUAUAAUAUUAUUUCCUUUGUGUGUAUCGUUUACUGGAAUCAAUAAUAAUUGUUAGGAGGACCAAGGAGACUCUAGGAUAGCACCCACUCACCCCACUUUACCCUGCAACCCAGAGUUUUUUUGCUUUUUUUGUUUUUGUUUUCCCAUUCUUAACCUUUUAAUUUUCAUUUUUACAUUGUUUCAUUAAUAUGUGUUUUAUGUUUGGAAUUUAAAAGCAAUUUUCUUUUUUUUCUUUCCUUUUAAUUAUAAUUUUUGAUAAGAUAUUGAAUUUCAUUGAUGGUGACAAAUCUAAUAGUAUGUGUGUUAUUGCAUGUGUCUCUGUGUGUAUUAAUACUUCUACAACUGCAGCUAAACAAAACCCUUCAGUUUCUUGAAUAUUUCUCAAUCAUAGAGGAUGCAUUCACAUUUCAAAAAAAAAAAAAAAGAAAAGAAAAAGAAAAA